AGAAUCUUUUUUUUAAAUUGUUUGAAGUGGAUUUUAAAGGCGAUAAAGAGAUAAAAGAUAAAUUGUGAUAUUAAAUUGAUGAUUAUGUCACAAAAAUCUAAAAGAUAAAUCGUGAUAUUAAAUUGAUUGAUUAUGUCACAAAAAUCGCUCCGUUUUAUUUAUAUAUACGUGACUUGUAAUAUUGAAAUCGUGCUCGUCUUUUGAAAAAACAAGAAAUAAUCUUUUGCGAUAUCUUUUGCGAUAAAUAUCGAUAUGACAACUGCCUUGGACAAAAUUACCGGCCGUAGUCGAUGGAAAUAAUAAUAAAUUGUCAAGUAACACUAACUGUCGAGACAAUUGUUUUAACGCUAUUGUAAUAUAAAACUGAAAUGGGAAACGCCAGUUCUACGCAGUCUUCUAAGAAUCAAAAAGAUAAGAGGGAAAAUCACGGCUGGAGCACGCAAAAGCGUACUUUGCAGUUUCGUCUUUUACGUAGCGCAGAUACUAGACAAGACAGACGAUCCACAAACGGAAAUGGUAAAACAAUCAACCAAAGUUCACGAGAUAGGCAUAAAAACGUCCGAGCGACGAAUCCUUUCAUCAUCUUCUUCCUGCGAUUGCGUAGCAAGAAACCGAAAGAACAUGUCACCGUGAUAGCGCGAGCUGCGGGCAAAUUGUGGGCCCGAAUGACUCCCGAACAGAGGAAGAAAUACGUAGAUCUUGCAAACGCGGAAAAGAAACGACGCCAGGAGAGAAAACGGAAGAGAAAGCGUUUGUCCACACAUUCGAAAUGAUCAGUGUGCGAAUAAAAAAAGUAGCAAUUGGACGCAUAUAUAUUUCUAUUAUUUCUAAGUGAAGAGAUCGAAGUAAAAGUCCAGGAGAAAUUCAUAAUUCAAAAAGUUAUAAAUUGUAAAACAUAAAAACAUCCAUAAUUUGUAUAAAUUUGUGAAAUAGACUUGAUGCAUAUUUUUUAAGAUGAAUUAUAGAUUUAAUUAACUCCUUUUUCUUUCAAUCUUUCAAAUACAAGAUAAAGCCGAUCGCAUUUUUAUGUCGCAGGAUAAAGUAGCAAAACUUUUAGAGCUUACACUUGGAUGGAGACGCGCAACGCAUGUCGCUAUAAUAGUAUUAAUAAUA
This is a messenger RNA of Camponotus floridanus (Florida carpenter ant), 1113 nucleotides long. Its product is annotated as high mobility group protein homolog TDP-1-like. The record is from RefSeq and is a predicted model, not a curated record. Lineage: Eukaryota; Metazoa; Arthropoda; Insecta; Hymenoptera; Formicidae. The transcript is spliced from 2 exons. Bases 369 to 773 code for a protein of 134 amino acids.